Messenger RNA from Limulus polyphemus (Atlantic horseshoe crab), 10636 nucleotides. Its product is annotated as HEAT repeat-containing protein 5B-like. The coding region runs from base 202 to 6429 and encodes 2075 amino acids. Gene Ontology annotation, cellular component: membrane; Golgi apparatus; endocytic vesicle. The record is from RefSeq and is a predicted model, not a curated record. Gene Ontology annotation, biological process: retrograde transport, endosome to Golgi; intracellular protein localization; endocytosis. NCBI's taxonomy places the organism in Eukaryota, Metazoa, Arthropoda, Merostomata, Xiphosura, Limulidae. The transcript is spliced from 38 exons.
UGUUGAAUUGAGUAGUUACUGGGUUCUAAUAUUGUUAUUGAUCUUCGUUUUAUAUGAGUUAGAAGAAUUGAAAACAUUGAGGUUUCAUUUAUAUUUGUCAGUGUUUAUAUUAAUGAUCAAAAUAAUUUAGGUUUUGAUUCAUUAUAUUAUUCUGACUUAGUAAUUGACUUCUUAGUUUAUUGAACUCAUAAACAAGUCAAAAUGAUGGAACUAUCCCACAGUUUGACUCUAAAUGAGGAGGCAUUGAGUCAAAUAGCUGAAGCAAAAAGGCCAGUCUUUGUUUUUGAAUGGUUACGAUUUUUAGAUAAAGUUCUUGGAGCAGCUCAGAAGUCAGACAUUAAGGAAUGCCAGAAAAAACUAGUAGAACAGUUGUUGAAUCAAGUCCACGAGUCACCAGGACCUCCUACCAGAAGACUAAUCGCAAGAUGUCUUGCAACACUCUUCAGUGUUGGAGAUACAUUUCUCCUCUUCGAAGCAGUCAAUAGAUGUACAGAUAUUUUGAAAAACAAAGAUGAUUCCCCCAGCGUCUUACCGACAAGACUGGGGGCAAUUACCUGUAUAGGAGCCAUGUAUGAAAAGCUGGGAAGAAUGAUGGGGAGAUCACACGAAGAAGCUGUCACAGUUAUGCUGAAGUCUCUUAAGAAUGCCGAGUCACAGACUCGCUGUGAAACAAUGGUAACUAUGGAGAAGAUUAUUGCUGGUAUGGGAACAGCUGCUGCAUCUGUUCAUAAAGAUAUCUUUAAAGCUGCUAAGCACUGUAUGACUGACCGUGUUAUGCCAGUAAGAUGCGCAGCUGCCCAGUGUUUACAGGAGAUGCUGAAACAUGUACCAUUUGUUUAUACAUCUGAACUGGAGACUGUGGCUUCCCUGUGUUUUCGAUCCUUUGAAGGGUCUAACUACGAAGUUCGAUGUGCUGUUGCUAAUCUGCUUGGAACACUUGUUGCUACCACUCAACAGGCUUCACAGCCUGCAGUGGGUAAAAAUCGCCUCGCAACAUUCGAAGAAGUGUUAGCUUUGAUGUCCUCGGGAUUUCUUCGUGGUGGUAUUGGUUUCUUGAAAGGUGGUGCAGGAGAGAUGAUUAAAGGUAGUUCUAAUGUCAGUAGAGAAAUCAGGGUUGGAGUGACACAUGCUUAUGUUGUUUUGGUUCGACAACUUGGAGGCUUGUGGUUGGAAAGGAACCUGAAUACCCUCUUAGUCCACCUUCUGGAGCUUGUUUCUAGUCCUAGAGCAGCAACCUCACAUGUUGAUGCCGUUUACAGCCGCAAAUGCAUUGCCUUCAUCUUGCGUUCAGUUUUGGGCAAGAUGCUAGGAGAAAAGGCUCAGGCAGCAGCUUGCAAAGACUUAGUACAGAUUAUUGCGAAGUAUUCAAAUGCAGAUGCUGCAGCAGAGUCCUCUGGCAGUAAAGAAGGCUUACAAGAAGCAGCCCUUGCUCAACAUGUUCUCGUGUGUGCUCUGCAAGAGCUUGGUUGUUUAAUAUCUAGUCUUGGAACCACAGCCUCUUCGGUAGUGAAUGAUUCUUCCUCAGGUAUAAUUGAAGCUGUGGUAUCAGUUUUAAUUCACUCAAGUGCAGCACGACUUGCAGCUGCGUGGUGCUUGAGGUCCAUUGCAACAGCUGUAUCAUCUCAGCUAACUCCAUUGCUAGACCGAUGUCUAGAGCAACUAGAUACCCUUAAAGCGUCACCCGAGGCUAUUUGUGGAUAUUCUGGAGCUUUGUCGGCACUUCUUGGAGCAGCAUGUUAUACUGCAUUAGGCAUCCCUCACAGUAAAGGAAAGAUCAUAUUCAAUGUAGCGGAGGAUCUUCUUCGCACAGCAUCACAGAAUAGUAGACUGUCUGUCCAACGUACUCAAGCUGGUUGGUUAAUGAUUGGAGCAGUCAUGACAUUGGGUCCACCUGUGGUUCGUGGACUUCUGCCAAGAAUGUUGCUUCUUUGGAAGAACUCUUUUCCAAGGUCAACAAAAGAACUAGAAUCAGAAAAGGCUAGAGGAGAUGCUUUCACAUGGCAAGUAACCCUUGAAGGAAGAGCAGGAGCAUUAGCAGCUAUGGCAAGUUUUCUGGUACACUGUAAAGAACUUGUCUCUGAAGAGGUGGUGCGUAGAUUGCUGUCACCAGUUGAAGCUGCUCUUGCCAUGCUAACAAGCUUAACAAACCUGGUCAAGUCAUAUGGACAGCACUUGAAGGCAGCUGUUGCGAUGGUGAGACUACGUCUUUAUGAAGUGCUAACACUUUUGCCUGCCCAAUCAUAUGAAGGAAGUUACACCAGUCUUUUAAGGCUUUUGGUGGCUGAGUUUACCCUGACUGAAAACCCAGCUAAUACUACUACAUCGUUGCUUCGAAGCCUUUGCCACACUGAUGAUAGUGUGAUAUUGGGGUCCUGGCUGCAAGAAACUGAUCACAAGGCUAUUGAGGACCAGAUGGAGCCAAACAGAAGAUUGGAUAGGGAUAAUCUUCAACCAAAUAGUGCAUCGGGAUCAGGUGCAUUGGAACACGAUUUGACAGCUCUGUAUAAGUCACUGCCAAAGGGGGAGUCAAUUCCAGGUCCUUUACCAUUAGGAGUUGCUGUUAUUGACAUGUCUGUCAUCCUGUUUGGCCAGACAUUUCCUUAUGUAGCUGUUAAGCACAGACUGCAGAUGUUAGGUCACUUCUCACAAUGUAUUAGGCACACUAAGGCCUCAAGACAGGAAGCUGUUCAAAUUAACAUUUUCACAGCUGUUCUAAGUGCUCUAAAGAUGCUUGCAGAGACAAAAACUCCACUAGGACCUGAUGACGUGAGGCAAGCUGCUGCUAGUUUAGUGCUGGGAGCCUUGAGUCACCCAAAUCCUAUACUACGCUGUGCCGCAGGAGAGGCUUUAGGACGAAUGGCACAGGUUGUGGGUGAUGGCCGGUUUGUUGCAGAGAUGGCUCAGCACAGCUUUGACAAAUUAAAAACGGCCAGAGAUGCUGUAUCACGUACAGGCCACUCUCUAACACUAGGAUGUUUACACCGAUACGUUGGGGGAAUGGGAUCAGGCCAACAUCUUAACACUAGUGUUAGUAUUUUGUUGGCAUUAGCCAAUGAUACCAAUGCUCCUGUUGUUCAGGUAUGGGCUCUUCAUGCUAUAGCCCUCAUAGCAGAUUCUGGGGGACCAAUGUUCCGUGGAUAUGUGGAGCCUACCCUCUCUCUAGCUUUAAAAUUACUACUGAAUAUCCCUCCUUCCAAUGUAGACGUAUUGCAGUGUAUAGGAAAGAGUCUGUCUGCUUUGAUUACUACUGUGGGACCAGAAUUACAAGGAAAUACGAACUCCAUCAGCACUGCCCGUUCUUCCUUUUUGGUAGCCUGUGCCAUAAUGCAAGAUCAUGGUGACUCCCUAGUCCAUGCUGAAGCCAUUUCUUGCCUUCAGCAGUUACACAUGUUUGCUCCACGUCACGUUAAUCUAUCAACCCUUGUACCUACCCUUUGUUGUGUAUUAUACUCUUCCCAUCUUCUGUUAAGAAGAGCAGCAGUAGCCUGCUUAAGACAGCUGUCCCAGAGAGAGGCUAAGGAAGUGUGUGAACAUGCUCUUUCCUGGGCUAGAGAAUCGGGUGGCACCACAACUGGCUACAACUCUAAUAUCAGCAUUCCUGCAAUAGGAGAGACUGGGCUACCUGGUGUACUCUUUGCCAUGCUGGACGUAGAGAAUGACCUGAGGCUAGUAGGUCACAUCAAGGACACACUUACCAGCAUGUUACAGGCACUAGCGAGGGAGAACCUAGUUCAGUGGUUGAGUUUAUGUAAAGAUGUUCUUACUGCUGCUGAUUCUAGUUCAUCCAGCAUAUCAUCUUUGAAAGAAGCUGAGAGAGAAUUAGGAGAUAAUGAAGCAGAUGUAGAUGACGAGGAGAGAUUUAAAGCUUCAGAAGAGCCAGUAUCGCAUCCUUUUGUCUCUCCUCGUUGGCCCACUAGAGUGUUUUCUGCCAUUUCUUUGAGGAGGAUUAUUGAAGCAUGUGAUGGCAAUCGAGCUCAUUUUGAUUUAGCCAUGGCAAGGGAACAGAAAUUGAUUAGACCAAAAGAAGAUUUUUUGGUUCUUCAUCUGUCUGACCUGAUUAGGAUGGCAUUUAUGGCAGCUACAUCAGAAAGUGACCCUUUAAGGUUGGAAGGAUUAAGAGCAUUGCAGUUAAUUAUUGACAAGUUUUCCAAAGUUCCUGAACCAGAAUUUCCAGGUCAUGUAAUCUUGGAACAGUAUCAAGCUCAGGUUGGGGCUGCUCUUCGACCAGCAUUCUCACCAGAAACACCUUCUCAUGUUACUGCUAUGGCUUGUCAGGUGUGUAGUGCCUGGAUUGGAAGUGGUGUGGCACGAGACUUGAACGAUCUUCGACGCGUUCACCAGCUCUUGGUGUCAUCUCUGAACAAGCUUCAUAAAGGGACCAGCUCUCACCUGUACAAUGAGAGUGCUUCUACUCUAGAGAAGCUGGCAAUAUUGAAAGCAUGGUCUGAGGUUUUUGUUGUUGCAAUGGAACAGGAAAAACAACUAAGCAAUGUGCCACCAUCCCAAGAGGAACCUCAAAACGAUGAUGAUGGCAGUUGUGGACAAGAAAGUCUCUUAAAGCUUGUAACACCUGAACUUGUAUCUUUAAGCAAGCACUGGCUUGCUGCUUUAAAGGAUCAUGCAUUACUCUCACUUCCUGCAGAGUUUUCCAGUCAGUUACCCCAUGACGGAGGAGCAUUUUACACCCCUGAUACUAUGGAUUCUGCUCGACAGUAUUAUCGAAAGGCCUGGCCACCCAUCCUUCAUGCUGCAGCUCUUUGGCUCUGCACAGGAGGGUUUGAAGGUCUUGAACGAGAGUUUGAGCAAGAUGCAAACAACAGCGGAACAAUUUUAGGACCUCCUGGAAGCCCUAUGAACAAAGUUAUUUCAAAUCCUAAUUCUGAGAGAUUUCAUCUGCUCUUUGGUAUCUGUAUGGAGGCACUGUGUAGUCCUCGGUCGGCAGAAAGCCUAGAAUGUGUACUUGUCUGUUUACAAGCAUUACAGCUGCUUUUGAAACAUCCAUUGCCAAAAAGCAUUCUUGGCCAGGAUCCUCAGUUGUGCAUUGAACUGUGUAAUGUUUUACAUAGAAUUUUGCUUACCCGGGAAACUCCCCGAUGCCAGAUGAUUGUGAUGAAAAUUGCCCAUCUUUUGCUUGAAGCAAGACAUGAUGACAUUCGUUCUCAUAAAAAGAAGAAACUGAAAGAGCUUGCCCCUGCUAAUCAAGAACUAGAAGAUGUUGACACAGCAUUAGCUGCACUUGGAGAAGGUGGUGAAACUGGUGACAUAGUACCGGGACAGUCAGUAGUGUUUGCUCUACUCGAGGUGUGUCUGUGUUUGUUAGUCAGGCAGCUCCCUCAUAUCAGUCCUGCACUAGCUAACAAUACAGGCACGUUUGGCAUUCAGGCAGCCACACGAUCCAAAAAGUUGACAGAAGAAUCUUCAAAGUUGGUUGCUGCUACUCUGAGUGUCAUGGCUGAACUUCCAAACCUUUGUUCGCCCAAAGGUAGCACCACUGUCCUCCCGACCAUUCUCUACUUGACAACAGGAGUACUAAAAGAAACAGCUGUUCAGACUACUGAAGACAGAGGAUUAGUGGUAGCCUCGCCUCCAGUAAGCACCACAUUGCAAAGUCUGAAAUCUCUCUGCACCUCACCUUUCACAAGGAACAAACUGUGUGGUUCAGAGUGGCUCACUUUGCUCCAGAGUGCUUUAGCUCGGAUUUUGGAUCUCAGUAAGACAAGUUGUGAAGAUAGUAAACCAGAUGAAAUUUCCAUGUUGUUGGCUGUGGCAGUUUUCAUUCUCUCAGCUCCUGGAGAAGUUGUGUCAACACCAAAUCUUCAGUUUCCAUGUAUCAAUCUUUUUAAACAAGCACUGCAGCUCGAUGGAGACCUGGUACAGCUUAAAUGUGUUCAGACACUCCGUUCCAUGUUUCAACACCCUGAUCGAAGUAUAGCCACUCCAUACAUCCAUACUCUUGCUCCACGAGUCGUGGAAAUACUUGUGCAGUUGACUGCUGAUUUGACAACUCAGUCUACUGUUACUGAUCGCCAGUUUAGUCUAGCCACAGAAUGUCUGACCUGUCUAGACACACUGGUUACUCUGGCUCCUUCUGAUAAAAAAAUUCAUAUGCUGAGUCUGUACAUCCCCCUGGUGGUCAACCUUUUGAUAGAGCCAACAUUACAACAGGGGGCGUCACACAACAGGAAGAAGUUACACGACCAUGCUUUGCAACAGCUGAUCAAAGUGGGCCCUCAAUAUCCCCAGGACUUCCGCUCCAUCAUGACCCAAGCUCCCCAGCUGAGAGGGCGGCUUGAAAAUGCCAUAAGGAAGGGUUCGCUAAUUCACGUUGGAAGCCGAGAAUCUUCCACCGCACCUUCGAGUCAAAAAAUAAAUUCCUCCCAAGCUCCAGCAAUCAAAUUAAAGAUGGAUUUUAGCAAUUUCACUGGGUGAAAAAAACAAAAAAAUACACAGUUUGUUUUAAAUUAGUGUAAAUAUCAGAUAGCUGUCAUUUUAAUUUUAUAUAUGAUGGUCACAGAAGAACUGUACAGAAAAUGGUUAUAAUUCUAUAGGACUGGUAAGUGAGAGGUUGAACUAGCUUAGUAAAACAAAUUGCAAUAAAGAACAGUAUAUAUGUGUGCACAAUUAUCGCUUUCUCGUACUAGAACCUUCGAACCUUCUAACAGAUUUUUUCCCAUUAAAUUAUAAAGAUCUCAAGAGGUCCAUUGGCAUUUUUUGAGUCUAAAUUUAACACUUGGAAAUUUUGUAGAGAAUAGAAGAAAAGUUGUCUUUAUCCUAAACAAAAGUUAUAGAAGAUUCAGUCAAAGAAACCAUUAGAAUGAAGAAGUUAUAGGCAGUGAGAGCGAGUAAGUCAUGUAUCAGGUGUUUCUUAUUUCAGAAUGACCAGGGUAUCUACUGUGUGUGUGAUUUUUACACUACUUUUAUUUGGGGGGAAAAUAAACCCAACUAUAAUGAACUUUAUUUAUUCAUUAGCCAAGGAACAAUAGGUAAUAAUUGUAAUAAAAAUAAAAGUAAGAUGUGUGCUGGGAACGCUAAUACUUGUGACUUAUUUUUAAAGAAAAGCAUUUGUUUAAAAUAUAUGUGGGUAAAGUAAUCUUGUGGGUUGGCAUCCUAUCCACAAUAGUAUAAAAAAUAAUAGAGCUGAUACGUACAUUUAACAACCUCUUGUGGAAAAGCCAUCUUGUUCAUGUUUUUAACAAGUUUUUUUUGACCAGUGUCAAAAGAAAAUUAUCCUGGACAAUUUACUUUACAGAUAGGAUUUUUUUAGUGCGUGUCUCGAAAGUAUAAAGGUUUUAUUACCGUUAUAACCAGGAUUUUACUGUGAUGAGUGAAAAUGAUAAAUUGUCGAGGGAUUUGAAAAUUUAUAUAUGUGUUGUAUUUUCUUAGUUCAAAGGAUGAGAUUUCAGUUGCUGACUUGUUUAGGAUUUAAUUUAUUUAAUGCAUAGAUAGUAAUACUCAUUACACCUGUUACACUAGUUGAGGUUAUUCAUGCUUGGUCUAGAGCUUAAUGGUACUUCACUUUUAGGUUUGUUUCAGAAAUUGAAUGUGAUAGAGUAAUUUGGUUUUGACACAUCACACGUGUAUGGUUUAAGUUCCAGAAGAAGAAAAAACAGUAAAAGCUUACUUUACUUUGCUAAGUUAAUAAAUAAAAAUAAAACAAAACCACAACUUCAAUUAGUUCCCAUCUAAAAACUACAUAAACUGUUGUUGUUGUUGUUUUUCCUGGUGAUUAAAUGGCACAACCAGAUUUGUACAUGUAUUUUAGAUUCUGGUAACACUUUGAUAUUCUUCCAUUACAUAUAUAACAAGAAAUGAAAAUAUUAAUAAAAAUAAUAAAUAUAUGUGUCAGUAAUGUUGUGUUGAUAGGAUAACCAGAACUGUACAUGUAUGUCAGAGUCUAGUAACACUUUGAUGUUCUUCCAUUAUAUAACCAACAAAUCCAUGUAUAUUAAUAAAAAUAACAAAUGUAUCAUACAGUAAUGUUGUGUUUAUGGGAUAUCAAUCAUUGUCAUGGUUUAUAGCCUAUAUGAUCACCUAAGUCUAAUUAUUAGUUAGUAACUUUUUUUUUGAAAAAUGGUUUAACAGAAUCUGGUUUGUAAACAAUAAACUUUGGAUGUAUCAUCUGUUGAGUCGACAUCUUCUCAAUGAUAGAGAAUUCACAGAACAAGGGUUGGUCUUCAUGAGUGUUUUAAAAUAUCUAGUACUGUGUUGAGUUUAAAGUAACCUGACUUGUAUAAAAAAAAUUCUCUCAAGUUUGCAAGUAUUUUGUUAUAAAGUCACCUAAUGGAAUAGAUCGUAAAGUAAUGGAGGCCUAUAAUUUUGUUGUAAUUACAAACCUUCCCACUAAGAAGUUAUAUAAUUCACUUUUAGAACUGUCACAGUGUUUUGUUCUUCUCUAGCUUGAUUACAAACCUUCCCACUAAGAAGUUAUAUAAUUCACUUUUAGAACUGUCACGGUGUUUUGUUCUUCUGUAGCUUGAUUACAAACCUUCCCACUAAGAAGUUAUAUAAUUCACUUUUAGAACUGUCACAGUGUUUUGUUCUUCUCUAGCUUGAUUACAAACCUUCCCACUAAGAAGUUAUAUAAUUCACUUUUAGAACUGUCACAGUGUUUUGUUCUUCUGUAGCUAGAUUACAAACCUUCCCACUAAGAAGUUAUAUAAUUCACUUUUAGAACUGUCAGUGUUUUGUUCUUCUGUAGCUUGAUUACAAACCUUCCCACUAAGAAGUUAUAUAAUUCACUUUUAGAACUGUCAUGGUGUUUUGUUCUUCUGUAGCUAGAUUACAAACCUUCCCACUAAGAAGUUAUAUAAUUCACUUUUAGAACUGUCACAGUAAAAACAGAAUAUAAUUACAACAUAGUAGCCAAUGUCUUUCUGUAUUAAAAGUAUACGAAAUAUUUUGAUUAUUAUGGCUAGUUGUACAGUAGGUUAGAUAUAACUUAUGUUACCAUUGGUGAAUUUGAUUACUUCAUGUUGUGUGCCCCCUAUUUUCAAGUAAGAGGCGUGUCAUAUGGUUCCUUGCAUAAUGUUCGCUAUCGGUCAGGUCCGGCAUUGGUUGGUGUUUAAACACAAGUCAAGAUGAGUUGUAAAAAAAACUUGCUAUCUUUAUCAUCAAAUAUCUUUCAAGGUUCUAUAGUUGUAAUAAUUAUUUGAAUAUUUUAGUUAAAAAUCUUCCCAUUUCUUUUGAUAAAUAUUGUGUAUUCUGAUUAAGACAGUGGAAGAUAGUUUCGCAGUCUAUCUUAAUGAAAUUUUCUCUGUUUAAUCUUGUAAAUGGGUUGUAUUUUGUGAGGUGUUGUGGAAACUGUGAAGAAAGGGGAAAGAGUUUAAUCAGUAACUUAGAGUUAACUUUGUAAUGUACAUCUUUUAGUGCCAGAUUUAUAAGUUUUGGUUGUAUUUUAUACUACUUAUUUAUAUAUAUAUAUCACACUAUAUACUGUAAGUAUACACAGAUUUCUAAUUCUUUCACGUGUAUAUGUAAGGUUACUAUUAUGGCAAUCUUAAGUUUGCUUGUAUACAUUAUAUGUCUUGAUAUUAGUUAAGUUAUGAUAGAAAAAGCUUUCGGUUUGAUUGGAUUAUAUAUUUGUGAGGUCCUUUCAAUAUUGUACUUGCAUGGUUGGUCUUUUCUUCUUUAAAGUCAUUAUAAGAAUCACAUAAUUACAGGACAUCACUCUUCACAGUUCUGUACUGAAGUUUUAAAAAACGUGAACCUUCUGGCAAUUGUUAGGUUAACAUCACAGGUUGACUGUAUUAGUUUUUUAAAUAUUGUUUGAUAUUACAAUCCAUUAAUUCUCUUCUUAUGAUAUUAAAGAUGAAACACGUACACAGUCACUUGGUAAGUUAUUGAAAGCCAUUUUAUGGCUGCUUACCGACCAUAACUGAUGCAUUGUAAUUUAGAUGUUUAAAAUCAGAUAAUUUUAGGCUUAUAUGAAUCAUAAAAAAAUGGAUAUUUUAAUUUCUUCAACGUGAAGCACAGUUUAGAAAUGAAUGUCUUAGAACGUGGACCAAAAGGCUGUAUGUGGUUUACCCCUGAAAAUAUUUGAUGGAUCUUGUAUUGAAGUGUGUGUUUUAAUUAAAAAGCUACUAAGAAUCCAGAUUUAUUUGGUUGUAAGUCAUGUUAGGGAAGUGUGUUUUAAUUAAAAAGCUACUAAGAAUCCAGAUUUAUUUGGUUGUAAGUCAUGUUGGGGAAGUGUGUUUUAAUUAAAAAGCUACUAAGAAUCCAGAUUUAUUUGGUUGUAAGUCAUGUUAGGUUACUAUGCUUCUUAGCUUUAUUAAUACGAAGUUAAAGAAUAGGUUGAAUAAACUCCACGUUUUUGAUAUUUUUAUUUAAAGAAGAAUGACAUUCUGAGCUAGCACUCAUCAUCAGAUUGUACAGCAUCCUUCUUUAAAUAUAAAAAAACGUGGUGUUUAUUCAACCUAUUCUUUAAUUUCGAUAUCUUUGCAGGUUUAAAUAUAUAUUUCAACUUUAUUAGUACACUUUGAUGUCAAAGCCUGUGGCCAAACGUGUAGGAGUUAGUUCCUGUGAAAACUUUAAAAUGUUAAUUAUUUAUGGUAUUUUAAUUCUGUCAUUUCUGUAUCUAGAUUGUAAUAGUGAAGGUAUGUAAGAAAAGAUUAAUAAUAAAUGUUAUUUCAGAGGUGUA